Molecule: messenger RNA, 1029 nt
Organism: Bathycoccus prasinos
Lineage: Eukaryota; Viridiplantae; Chlorophyta; Mamiellophyceae; Mamiellales; Bathycoccaceae
Product: ATP-dependent Clp protease proteolytic subunit
Exons: 1
Coding region: 1-1029 (342 amino acids)
Biological process (GO): protein quality control for misfolded or incompletely synthesized proteins
Cellular component (GO): endopeptidase Clp complex
Molecular function (GO): serine-type endopeptidase activity; ATPase binding; ATP-dependent peptidase activity
Source: RefSeq, a predicted model, not a curated record
AUGUCGACAACAUCAGCUUCUUUAUUCAACAACAACAGUUCUUGCGUUUACGCAGCGACUGUGACGACGACGAGGUCUUCGAUUAUUUCGCAGAGACAAAGACGAAGCGCGUCGUCCUCGAACGCUUGUUGUACAACUUCGAGUUCUUCUCGUUCCACGUUUUCUUUCCCAAGAGGAGGAGGGUCUUCGUCUUUUACGAGGGCGAGUGGCUGUCGCGAUGCGUCUUCUUCUUCUUCUUCUUCUUCUUCUCGCGAGAGAAGGAAGAAUUCUACGAACUACCGCAUCAACUCCUACUCUGGCUUGAACAAAACGAACAACGAAGUGUACGCUCGAUCGAUGGGUUCGUAUUACUCGCGCGCGAAAACCUUCGCGGAAAACGUUUUGGAACAGACGAUGAGUUUCACGAAGGGUAAAAAGAGAGUCGCGACGAUGAUGCCGAUCGGCGUACCUCGCGUGCCGUAUAAGACCCCAGGGGAAAAUAUGUGGCAGUGGGUGGACAUAUGGAACUGCCUCUAUCGAGAGCGUUUGAUUUGGAUCGGACAGAAUAUCGACGAUGAGUUAGGGAACCAGUUGGUGGCGACGAUGUUGUUUUUAGAUAACCUGGACUCGACGAAGCCGAUGUAUUUAUACAUCAACACUGAAGGUGGUCAAGUCGUGCCUACGAUGGCGAUUAUGGACACCAUGAACCACGCGAAGAGUAAGGUUGGAACCGUUGCGUUUGGAAGCGCGCGAGCGAUGGGUGGUUUAUUGCUCACGAACGGCGAGAAAGGAAUGCGCGCGGCGUUGCCGAACACGUGCGUGAUGUUGCACCACCCGUCCGGCGUGGCGAGAGGCGCCGCGUCGGACGUCCAAAACGAAGGGAGAGAGUUGUUAAACAUCCGCGAGAAGAUUAAUAAAGUUGUCGCCAAAAAUUGCAACCAAGACAUCGAACUGGUAAGGAAAACGAUCAAUCGAGAUAAGCACUUCACGGCGGAGCAAGCGCAAGACUGGGGAAUAAUCGAUAAAGUUUUAUAUCGAACCCGAAAGUAA